AUGCUUCAAUAUAAAAAAAGGGACCUGAGCAAGAAGGUGGCCCUCGCACUCGAUAUCGACGGUGUCCUCAAGCACGGCGAUACGGUCCUUCCAGGCGCAAAAGACGCAAUACGCCGCCUGGUAGAAAAAAGAGUCCCCUUUAUCCUCCUCACGAAUGGAGGAGGCGUCUCGGAAGAAGAUCGCGCCAAGAAGCUCUCUAAACAGCUCGAAGCUGUCAUCAGUCCCAAAUCGCUUAUCCUCGGCCGAACGCCAAUGAAGGCUCUUGCUCAGAAGCACGCCGACGACCCUAUCCUUGUCACUGGCACAAAUGGAGGCCAUAGCAAGAUACUGAAGGACUACGGCUUCCAAAAGGUGUACACAGUCGCCGAAGUUCAGCAGUGGAACGAAAGGAUAUUCCCGUUCAGCAAGCUGAGGAAAGAACAGUGCACGAACUCGCUGUCGAUCAACGGUGAAGACAUCGUGUUCAAAGCUUUCUUUUUCUUGCAAGAGUCCGAUGACUGGGGUAGGGAUAUGCAGUACGCCAUAGAUGUCAUGAGCCCGCCCUACGGCUCCAUUGUCGCAGGCAAGCCAAAGGCCGGAUCUGCCGAGGAGCCAUUGCACGAGAAAGACCGCCCCAAGCUCUACUACGCCUCGGCAGACCUCCUCACGCCCACGGAAGGUAUUUCGCGUCCUCGACUGGGUAUGGGUGCCAUCAAGCUCAGCCUGGAGAGCAUCUACGACAAGCUCUUCUACCCAAGUACAGGACAGCGACUCGAAGAGAUGACGGUCACCUACGGCAAGCCUUCGAAAAUGACGUACGAGUAUGCAAGUCAAGUGUUCGAGAGGGAGCACGGUGUAAAGAAAGACGAAUACACUAUCUGGAUGAUUGGCGACAAUCCGGACGUCGACAUUAAGGGCGCCAACAGAGCUGGUUGGAAGUCGGCCCUGGUGAAGACGGGUGUUUACCAAAAGAACGAGAUGCCCACAGAGGAACCGACACUGUUCGUCGACAAUGUUCUGGAGGCUGUGGACAAGAUUCUCGCUCUUCACUCAGUCGCUUAGUCUUCUCUUACGAUUCAUUUGUUACCUUCUGUUCUGUGGCAGUCCUUUGGUGGUAG
This is a messenger RNA of Acaromyces ingoldii, 1097 nucleotides long. Its product is annotated as HAD-superfamily hydrolase. NCBI's taxonomy places the organism in Eukaryota, Fungi, Basidiomycota, Exobasidiomycetes, Exobasidiales, Cryptobasidiaceae. The transcript has a single exon. The record is from RefSeq and is a predicted model, not a curated record. Gene Ontology annotation, cellular component: mitochondrion. The coding region runs from base 1 to 1041 and encodes 346 amino acids. Gene Ontology annotation, biological process: glycerophospholipid biosynthetic process.